This is a messenger RNA of Nycticebus coucang (slow loris), 4902 nucleotides long. RefSeq names its product zinc finger protein 565 (gene ZNF565). The transcript is spliced from 6 exons. Bases 1199 to 3139 code for a protein of 646 amino acids. The record is from RefSeq and is a predicted model, not a curated record. Lineage: Eukaryota; Metazoa; Chordata; Mammalia; Primates; Lorisidae. Gene Ontology annotation, biological process: regulation of immune system process; regulation of cytokine production; negative regulation of transcription by RNA polymerase II. Gene Ontology annotation, molecular function: DNA-binding transcription repressor activity, RNA polymerase II-specific; RNA polymerase II cis-regulatory region sequence-specific DNA binding.
UUACUUACCUUUAAAAAAUAGAAUCAGCUAAAUGUUACUAUCCCAAAGCCCACUUUCCUCAUCUAACACCAGUAAACAUUUUCCCAUGCCAACAGGUAGUGGUCACAUUAUCCAAUCUAAUAGCUGUAUAUUUUUUAAUAGCUGGAGUUGUAGCUUCGACCACAGUCUUCACAGGCACAGAUGGUUUCAACAGACCCCUCAGACCCAACGUUAAAUCCAGAACUGCAGAAAUGAAGUUCUUUCUACCUGUUACACAGGCGAAAUCACAGAAUUUAAAAGCUUCUAACAUCGCACCAAGUUCGAGCAGCAAUUGUCAAAGGAUUGGUGGUCUCAAACACCAGUGUCACACACCCCACAUCACAGGCGGCCACAGUCACCCAAAAGCUCCUGCCUCUGAGCAGUAAACACGAGCAACAAUUAUGCACCUGUCACAGCCUUAGCACCGCGUACACAUCACGCCUCAUCAAGAUCACAAAUGUUCACACGCACGGACAUGUGCAUACACAGGCCGGAGCUAAAGGCUCUGCACUUCCUGUACGCGCCGGGGAAGCUCAGGACUUCCUCAGAGUCAGCGGACCGAGACUUGAUUCACCGCUCGCAGUCAGACAACUUUGAGAACUUUAAAGUGAGGAACUGGAGAAGGCCGCCCGGGGUCCUAUGGGAAAUGUAGUCCAAGGCCGGAAACGCCCGGAUGGCCAGAAGGCGCGCGCGUAGCCGGUGGUCCUGAGAAACGUGCCGCGCAGGUACCUGGGAGGUACAGCUGCGCAGAAGUGCGCAGGCGUGGACUCCGUAGUGGCCGAAGGUGAGGCUGGUGAGUCCAGUGGACGCGGAGGAAGCGGGUGAUGGCGGGACCCAUUGCGAAGGCCCAGAUGGGCGACGGGAAGCUGAAUCGAGGAAAAUAGGUGGGUAGUCUUCAGCUCAGAUGGACUAGGCAUUGGUAAAGGAAUGAGAUGUCAGAAAUCAGGCUAACAUGACUGCUGCUGCUGUGAUUUAGCAUAAGUCAUCUCUUACCUUGUGAGAGAACUUGCUGCUGCAAACCUCCAGAGAUAUACGUCUCUUCUCAUGCGUACAGCCUCUUCUCCAGCUGCCUGCUCAGUGCUUCCUCUUGGCAUGCAGUGGUCCACCUGCUCUGGAACUGCCCCUUUUCUAAAGAGGAGUACAAAGGAAAGACUGCUCAUCUCUUGCAGAUCUUGAAAUCAUGGCUCAGGGAUUGGUGUCAUUCAAAGAUGUGACUGUGGACUUUACUCAGGAGGAAUGGCAGCACCUGGAUCCUGCACAAAAGACUCUAUAUAUGGAUGUGAUGUUGGAAAACUAUUGCCACCUCAUCUCUGUGGGGUGUCACAUGACCAAACCUGAUGUGAUCCUCAGGUUGGAACGAGGAGAAGAGCCAUGGGCAUCGUUUGCAGGUCAUACCUGCUUAGAAGAAAAUUGGAAAGCCGAAGACUUUUUAGUGAAAUUCAAGGAACACCAAGAUAAGUAUUCUAGAUCAGUUGUAUGUAUCAACCAUAAAAAAAUGGUUAACCAGAAGAAUAAUUUAUAUGAAAAGACAUUUAUACUAGGCAAAAACCCUGUUAAUGCAAAAAAUCUACCUCCUGAAUACGGCACUCAUGGAAAGAUUUUGAGAAAUGUUUCAGAAUUAAUCAUCAGUAAUCUAAAUCCUACAACAAAAAGACGUAGUGAGUGUAAUGGAUGUGGGAAAUCACUGCUCAGUACUAAGCAAGAGACAGCUCAUCCUGAAGUCAAAUCCCAUAGUCAAAGUGCCAGGUCUUUUAGUCAUAAUGAAGUGCUUAUGCAUUAUCAGAAAACGGAAACAUCAGUACAGUCAUUUGGAUAUAACAACUGUGAGAAAUCAUUCCUUAAAAGAGGAGGCUUAAUUACACAUACUAGAGCUUACAGAGGGGAAAACCCAUCUUUAUAUAAUAGAAAGAGAAGAGCAACUAAUGUUGAGAAGAAACAUACAUGCAGUGAAUGUGGGAAAUCUUUUUGCAGGAAGUCAGUAUUGAUCCUGCAUCAGGGAAUUCACACAGAGGAAAAACCCUAUCAAUGUCAUCAAUGUGGAAAUGCAUUUAGAAGGAAGUCAUACCUUAUUGAUCAUCAAAGAACCCACACAGGAGAGAAACCCUUUGUUUGUAAUGAAUGUGGUAAGUCCUUCCGCCUCAAGACAGCCCUCACUGAUCAUCAGAGAACACACACAGGUGAGAAAUCAUAUGAAUGUCUGCAGUGUAGGAAUGCCUUCAGAUUGAAGUCACAUCUCAUUCGUCAUCAGAGAACUCACACUGGAGAAAAACCGUAUGUGUGUAAUGACUGUGGGAAGUCCUUCCGCCAGAAGACAACACUCUCUCUACAUCAGAGAAUUCAUACAGGGGAAAAACCUUAUAUUUGUAAAGAAUGUGGAAAGUCCUUUCACCAGAAGGCAAACCUUACUGUACAUCAAAGAACUCAUACAGGGGAAAAGCCCUAUAUUUGUAAUGAAUGUGGGAAGUCCUUCUCCCAGAAGACAACUCUUGCUCUUCAUGAGAAAACGCAUAAUGAGGAGAAACCCUAUAUUUGUAAUGAGUGUGGAAAGUCCUUCCGCCAGAAGACAACUCUCGUAGCACAUCAGAGAACACAUACAGGGGAGAAAUCUUAUGAAUGUCCUCACUGUGGGAAGGCCUUUAGAAUGAAGUCAUACCUCAUUGAUCAUCAUAGAACUCACACAGGAGAGAAACCAUAUGAAUGUAAUGAAUGUGGGAAAUCAUUCAGCCAGAAGACAAAUCUUAAUCUACAUCAGAGAAUUCAUACAGGGGAAAAACCUUAUAUCUGUAAUGAAUGUGGCAAGUCCUUUCGCCAGAAAGCAACCCUGACUGUACAUCAGAAAAUACACACAGGACAGAAGUCCUAUGAAUGUCCUCAGUGUGGGAAAGCCUUUAGCAGGAAGUCAUAUCUCAUUCAUCAUCAAAGAACUCAUACAGGAGAGAAACCAUACAAAUGUAAUGAAUGUGGGAAAUGCUUCCGUCAGAAGACAAAUCUCAUUGUACAUCAGAGAACUCACACAGGAGAGAAGCCCUAUGUAUGUAAUGACUGUGCGAAGUCCUUCAGUUAUAAGAGAAACCUCAUUGUCCAUCAAAGAACUCACAAUGGAGAAAACAUUGAAAUAUAAUAAAUGGUGUGAUAUCGUUGUGAAUUCUGUUAUUGUAAACCUUUAGUUUUAAAAAGAAAAGCAUGCUUAAACAUUUUAAUGUCAUUUUAAUCACAAAUGUAAUAGUUACUAAAGUACCAUACCACAUAAGGAUUUCUCUAUGGUUUACUACCAUAUAAAAUAGAUGCUGUAAGCUCGGCGCCCAUUGCACAGUGGUUACAGCACCAGCCACAUGCACUGAGGCUGGUGGGUUUGAGCCCAGUCAGGCCAGCUAAACAACAAUGACAACUGCAAGAAGAAAAUAGCUGGGUGUUGUGGUGAGUGCCUGUAGUCCCAGCUACAUGGGAGGCUGAGGCAAAAGAAUUUGCUUAAGCCCAAGAGUUUGAGGAUGCUGUAAGCUGUGAUGCAACAGCACUCUACUGAGGGUGACACCUUGAAACUGUCACAAAAAAAGGUUGUCAUUAUUAUAGAACUGUAUUAUAUAUGAAGCUAACUUUUAAACUUUUCAACUGCUCCUGCUGACUUAAGUGGUUUAUAUUAAAAAAUACAUAACAGGUAGCGCCUGUGGCUCAGAGAGUAAGGCACUGGCCCCAUAUACCAAGGGUGGCAGGUUUGAACCCAGCCCCAGCCAAACUGCAACAAAAAAAUAGUCAGGAGUUGUGGUGGGCAUCUGUAGUCCCAGCUACAUGGGAGGCUAAGGCAAGAGAAUCACCUAAGCCCAAGAGCUGGAGGUUGCUGUGAGCUGUGACGUCAUAGCACUUUACCAAGGGCAACAAAGUGAGACUCUGUCUCAAAAAAAGAAAAUACAUAAUACAUGCAGAGGCAAAGUACAAAAUGAUUAUAAGCAUCAGUCUACAUAAGAGAAAGUAUGAACUGUAUUUCUCAUUGCACUCUGUGUAAUAAAAAGCAGUUAGUUGCUACUUCCCUAAAGAUUACCAUAUCCCUAGCCUAUAUCAUAAAGCAGUUUUUGCAUGUUUUUAAACUUUGUAUUUUUAUAACACAUCAUGAAUUCUUCUGUGAACAUUUUUAAGAUUUUGAGAUUUUUGUGUACAUUAUUGCAUGUAGCAGUAAUUUUGUAUACAAUUCCAUUUUAAGAAUAUAUUAUCCUAUUAAUGGAUAUUUGUAUUUUUUAUAAUUUUGUGUUAUAAUAAAUAAAACUGCUGUUAAGUAUUCUUGUUUAUGUCUUUUGGGGGUAGGGUUAAUAUUUCUGUUGAUUUUAUGCCUAGGACUGGAAUUAUUGAGUCUAAGGUGCAUAUUAGUUUCUUUAGCUGUGGCAAGUAGUGCCAAAACUUUCAGACCUUUCUCAACAUGAGAUGAUACAUUUUGGACAGAAACAGAUACAAUUGUAAUCAACUUGGAAAGGUCUUUAAUAGUCAUUCAAAAUGGGAAAUUCCUACUAAAAAGGAAAUUUAUAAUUGGUAAUUAUGUGGCUAUUGUGGAUAUAGGAAUGCAAUAAAUGUAACAAGACCUUUACCUGUCACUCAGCCCUUACAAAACAAAACCAGAGAAUUCAUAUUUGAGGGAACUCCUAUAGUUGUCAAUAAUUUUAGGGGUAUUUUAGCCAUUGCUUACAUCUUAACAUCAAAGAAUUGAAAUUCAUAUAAGAGAAAGGGAUGCUUGUAAGGGGAAUAGAUAAGUAAAAUUAGAAAGUAGUCACAGGAAACAUUGAGAAAAAUAAUUUCUAUGAAAUAAGGCUUUCAUACCUUAAUCUCACAGGAAAUAAAAGUUUCUGAAAAUCCCAAUUAAAAAAUUACUAGAGGCUCAGUGCCUGUAGUUCAGUGGUU